UACACGUGGGAGGGGCUGCUAUUGUUCCCUUUAAACGCGUCAUACGCGACUGAGAACCAAUCAGAGGCGUGGAAUCGUAGAGGAAGAUGUCGUUGGAUCCCCCAGGAAGCGAAACAUGGCGUCAGAUUUAAACUGAACCUGUCAACCAGAUGUGGUUUGCUUCCAAACUGACAGUUUACACGAUUUUUUUGAAAGUCUGUCCAGAGAAGCUGUGGCCAUGGCAGCUCAGCCUUCCACAGCCUUGUUAAGGUCUCAAGACCUUGAGCAGGUCUCGCUGAAGUAUAAAGAGGCAGCACAGUCAAAACAAGGCAUGAAGACACAUCACAAUAAAAGAUCCUCGCACUCUUCCAAGAGCUCUGCUGAUGAGAUCGCAAGACUGAAAGAAACAAUUGCUCAGCUUCAAAGUGAACGUCAAACCUUGCAAAACACAAAAGAAGGCGGUUUUGAUUCUAUAUCUGAUCUGAGAUGGAGACUCAACAAAUCGGAAAAGGAAAAGCUAGAGCUGGUGACAAAAUACAAUGAGGAGGUGGCCAGAUAUGAGGGCCAGGUGGCCAAGCUCCGAGCUGUGCUGGAGAGGGGAGAGGCCCAGCGCCAGAACCUGGAGUAUGAGAUUGCCCUGGCAAGGAAAGAUGCUGGUAUGGAGAAAUCCAGCGCUGAGGAAACAGUGGCAAACAUCCACAGAAAAAAUGAACAGUUGAAAGUGGAAAAUGCUGAACUGCAGCAGCGGGUAUUAGAUCUGGAGAAGGCCCUGCACAUCACCCAGCAGGCCAGAGAGGAGGACCAGGGUGCCUUUCACUGUGAACUAGAGGAGAGAGACCGCCUUCUACAGAGUGCCAAUAUAGAGACGGAGUUGCUCACUGCUGAAAAAAAACGACUUGAGGAUCUUCUCCAGGAGCAAGAUGACACCUUGCGUGAGCUGCAUAAAAGGCUGAGCCAGCUGCAGAGGGAGCAUGAGAAAAAUGCAGAGACUCUGAGGAGACAAGGAAGUGAUCUGGAGUACAGUGCAGAGAGAGAGGAAAGACUCAAGAAAGAGCUAGAGGCAGCUCAGCAGAAAGUGAAGAGCCUGGAGGAAAAUGUGGAGUCGGAAAGAGCAGCCCACUUGGAGUCCAAAUUCAACUCGGAAAUCAUACAGUUAAGAAUCCGGGAUCUUGAAGCAGCUCUACAGGUUGAGAAGAGCAGUCAGUCGGAGGCCUUGUCCAGCCUGGAGCUAAUGAAGCAACAGUUCAGAGAGGUGGAGAAGGCAUAUGAACGGGAGAAAGCCAAGGCCAAGGAAUUGCUGGACAAACUCCUACAGUUUGAGAAAGAGUACUUGUCUACAAAAUCCCAGUUGAAUGAAGACCUUGAGGUGAAGAAAAAAGUGAUCACAGACUUGUCAGAGAAAGUCCAGCAACAUGAGAAACUGUUGGCGGAUUCUCAAGAUGAGGUUGAGAAGGCAAUGAAUCGGCAGGCCUUUUUGGAAGAGGCGUACGAGAGCUGCAUGCGGGAGCUGGAGCAGCUAUUGCACCACUGUAGUGUGUCAGGCCUGCGGACGGCAGUUGAACCUAGAGACCAAGGAAAGCAGAGCCCCUCUGCUCUCCUGGAGAGCUUGAAGAGGACUUUGGUAUAUUACCAGGACACUCUGAACCAGACUGCUGAAGAGCUGGAAGACACAAAAAAGGCAAACAAGAGAAUGGCUCACGAUUGCACAUCAUAUGAAGAAGUGAUCAACACUCAGAAGAAAAAUAUUGAGGAAGCAUACACAAAUCUAGCAAGUGCCAAUGAGGAGAUAAGCCGUCUGCGCUCAGAGUGUGCAAACCGAGAGACCCUGGUAGUCAAAUCUCAGACUGAGCUGCAGGAUGUUCAGCACCACUGGGAGACUGAGAAAAUGCGCGCCAUGGAAGCUGAGAAAGAAAUCCAGAAGCUUACCCAGGUUUACCAGCAGGAUUCGCAGGAGAAGCUGACCUUUCUGCACGACCUGUACCAGCGUCUGGUAGCUGGCUGUGUGUUAAUAAAACAACCCCAGGGCCUACUGGGCCGGUUCUCCUGGCCUGAGCUGUGCUCCAUCCUGCAGGAACACACUGAUGCCUUGACCUCUGACCUGAGCCGAGCUAAUGAGAAGAUAUCCCACCUGGAGUGUGUCUGCCAAAACAAGAGUGAGGUUGUGAAGGAGCUCCAGCAGACUCAGGAAAACACCUUUAGUAAGCUGGCAGACCAAGUCAGAGAGAGGGAGACCGCCUGGAAAAAGCAGAAGAAAGACCUGGAGCAGCAUUACACCACUCUGAUCGGGGAAGUUCAUGCCAGGGCCCAGAAAUGGCAGAGAGUGGCAGAGGAAAACGAGGAAAAGGUGGCUGGAAUGGAGAAGAUCCGGGAUCAAAUGGCUUUGGAUCUUGCCCACUUUCAAAAGCUCAUGCACCAAAUGCAGAGGGAGAGUGACACUCUCUUGGCUGCCUGUGCCCUACUGGCAGGAGCCCUGUACCCACUCUUCUGGCAGCUUUGUGCCCUGUCCAGCCAAAAGAACCUCUUACUGGAGCAGGUUGAUGCCAGUGAGGCCUUUAAAAGUGAGAUCCAGACCUUGGUGCUGGCUUUAACAGCAGAGAAUGAAACCCAGCUACCUACUGAGGGCAAAAGGAAGCAGGCCAAAAGGCUUGUGUGUGUUUUCCGUAAGACUGUUAUAGCUGUGAUUGCAGCCAACCGCUUCCAGAAAUUUGGACAGGACUCAAGGCAUCUCUUCACAUGGGUCCAGGGUUUCAACAGCUUCCCAGCUUUAGCUGUUUGUGCUGGAGGAGCAAAGUCAGCAGCACGUUCAUCUGGGCAGGAGAAAGAAGAGCGCCGUAGAAGCCAAGCCCUGAGGUGGCUCACCAGCAGAGAUUUGCUGACCAUAGUUCUUAGUUGUGUGGGAGAUCUUCAAGAUAUGGUUUCAAAAACAGAUGCCAGCUUGCCAUCCUCGGGUCCUCUGGUCCUCGCUGCUGCUCAGAAUUCCUUUGGCAAGCUGAUGGAGAAGCUAGGUGUGGAGAUGGAGGGCAGUGCAGGGGUCUCAGGGAGGCUCACCUGGUAUGGAGACAAGGGUGCCCUGACUAGAAGACUGGGCCAUGGGCUUCACAGACUCAAUGCACAGAUGCUGAAAGCUGGUCUGCCCGAAGCGGUGACAAAUAAGCAAAUGGUGGCAGUGUUGCAGCAUCACAUCCUUGAGUUCACCCAGCGGCUGCACGCAGCGGAGGUGGAGCGACGCAGCUUGCGCAUGGAGCUGGCCCAGUUCAAGCGCACUGUAAAGGAUAUGAAGAGGGAGGCGGACAAAACAUUGGGCUGGAAGGAUCUGAAACAAACUGCUGGAGUUCCUUUGGAGAGGUUUGAGAGUGUGUGCCAAGAACUGAACAGUGCUCUUCAGCGAGAGCAGCAGGCCCAGGCACUGCUUCACGAACAGGCCCAGCAGCUCCAGGAUUUAGGCCUUAGGCUGGAGCUGCACUCUGGAGAAGAGGCAGAGAAGGACCAGACUCUGGCUGAAGCUGUCAAGAGUCUCUCGGAAGCAAAAAUGGAGCUCAGGAGAAAAGAUCAAUCCUUGCGUCAGCUCGGAAAGCAUCUCUCCCAGCUGGAACAGGACAAGCGGCAGCUGGAGGAGAGCGUCCGCGAUGCAGAGAGCGCCCUCCGCAUGGCAGCCAAGGGUAAAGAUUCCCUAGCUGGUUACAUGAAGUCAGUGGCAGGCAGCCUUAAGCAGGUCAAAGAACGCAUCUCUCUGUCAUGGGCGGCUGCAACCAGGGAUGACUUCACCCUACAGGUACCCAGAGUGCAACAGGACAUAACAGGAUCCGAGAGACUGAUGGGUGGGCCAGAAGUGGCAGCAUGUCAGAGCUUCAUUUCUAGUUUUAUGGAUUUAUACCAGAUGGCCUGUUCCAAGAUGGCCAUGCUGGAGUCUGAAAUCUCCUCGCACAAGAACCACAUUGCUGCCCUGAAAGCUGAGCUGCAGCAUGCCUGUCUACGGGAAAACCAAGACUUUCUUCCAAUGUCUGGGACCACUGUGGGCAGCUCUCUGUCCCCACACCUGGCGGUCCCACCUGAGAAGCUUCAGGAGCCGGAGUUCUUAGCACUUCAGCCUGAAGCAGACACAUCACACAGUCUGCUGAGAGAGAAUUCGGGGAACAGCAGGGCAUGCUACCACAACUCUUCUUCUGGCCCCCUGAGGUCAUCGAAAGGUGUAAAACUGCCUGUAAGAAAUGGUUCCCAGUCAUCCACCUCUGGAGCUCGCUUAAAAUAAAAUAAAUAAUAUAUUACAUCAGCUACAAAACACUAUGUAAUACUUUUCAAUUAAAUGUCUGCUGCAAUAAUCUGUAGUUUUAAUGACCCUUAUUUCUGAAUCUCAGGCAGUCCUAAUGAAUCACACUAAUUGUUUUUUUUUCCUAAAUUUGACAAGAAUUCUAAGAUAAGAAAUGUCUUUGUGGUUUGAAAAAAACAUUUAUUUGUAUAUGGUGCUUAUUAUGCAUUUCUUCCCCCUCCCAAUUGUUUAAAAAGUGACACAUUUUAGGUAAUUUUCCACCGACCUUAAAAAAAUCAAUAAGCCAUUUUAGUCUCUAUCUAUCAAACUUGUUUCAUACUUGUCUGUUUUAAAGCGGGAAUACGGCACUUUAAUAGGAUCGCGCAAGCUAUUUGAAAUGUAUGCCAAUGAUUCCUGUCAUUUCAUGGCAGCCCUGCCAUGGUUCACUGAGCGCCCACUUCUCUCUUGUCAGCUCGACUGAAGACAAGCAUUUAGUUGCAAACUUUGAACAGGUUGUGCAAAACAGAAAUGAUGUGACUGCUACCCCUUCUGCACCGUAAUGUCACUCUUGGUCAAAGUGAGAAGGUCGGGCUGCUUCUCAUGGCACUACACCAGAAACACAAUCCAAUUUGAGUGGGUUAAUCGCCAGUCCACUGUACAGUCAAAAUUCUUUGUUCUGUAAAAGAAGCAAUCUUGUAUGCACCUUUUGAGGUAGACGACAUUAAUUGAAAAGAUUAUGUUCGAGAGUUAAGAAAAAAAUCCUCUCCAGCCAAGCAAAGCAUCUAAUUCUUGUAGCAGCACAAUGACUAGAUUUUUUUUUUACAUUGUUAUAAACAUUUGAACUAAUCCACCCUACUCCCAAUUUCAUGCUCUCGUAUGUAAGAGUUCUUGUGGCGGGUAGAGGUACACUAGGCUCCCUUUGUCCGUGAUACCCCAAGAGUGACGCCCAUGUUUGACAGCCUACGCAUCAAGGCCAUUGCCCUGUAUUUUCUGCCUUGUAGCACACAAAAGUAAAAUCGCUUGUCAGGCCGAGGUGUCGAGUAGCUGACAAGAUGCCCCAGUGACAUUUCAGCUCGAAAGAGCAAGUGUCUUGCAACCGAGUGGUCAAAUAUCAAAUAAUAGGUCAAGCAGGAAGGAGUUGAGUGGUAUCCAGAAGGCAGUUUCUGGCAACUUACUUGACAAGCGCCCGGGUGCUCUGCGACUUAACAAAGUGAUGUUCUGUUGGGUAUUGCUAGACAGUCUGUUCCGUAUUGCCUUCAAAAGAUCAGACAUUGACAUUGAUUAAUCUCUUUAACCCCUUGAGCAUGGAGAUGGGGGCUUCGCAGCACACUUUACCAGCAGGGCGAGUUCUGAUGCUUUGUACAUAGCAAAGCACAAAAGAUAUUCCACAGCUCAUUAGAAUAUGCUGACCCCAUCAUCCUUCCAGUCACAGUGCAUUCAGCACGGCAAGUUAUUUGACUGUAAAACAUAGAUGCUUUUGCCCCGUGGUUCACAUUUGAUGCUCAAAAUCUGUGUCUCAAAGGAGCUAUUUUGCAUUCAGUGGAAUAUUAAUUUGUUCAAAAGGAGAAAAUUAGAUAACUGGUUUUCCACUGGCGUAAUUGGUUGGGGGAGGGAUAAAAAGCAAUUAUAUAAUUGGUAUGCUUUUUAACAAAGCAUGCAAGGAUUUUCCUUCACUGCACUUGUACAUGCAGUAGAUCUUGUUAUGUAUAUGAUGUUACCUGUGUAUAUCUGUUUUUUUUAUUAAAAUUGUGUUUUCACUGGCUUAUCA
Lepisosteus oculatus (spotted gar) is the source of this 5993-nucleotide messenger RNA. RefSeq names its product coiled-coil domain containing 171 (gene ccdc171). Lineage: Eukaryota; Metazoa; Chordata; Actinopteri; Semionotiformes; Lepisosteidae. The record is from RefSeq and is a predicted model, not a curated record.